AUGGAGUCGCCUCCCUCAAUCUUUGUUGUCUCUAUCUUUGCUUUGUUAGUUAGUUCCACAGUACCCUGCCUGGCUUUUGCCAGUUCUCCAUGUCAUUUCCCAGCAAUCUUUAACUUCGGAGACUCAAAUUCAGACACCGGUGGAUUAUCUGCAGUCUUUGGCCAAGCUCCUCCUCCGCAUGGAGAGUCUUAUUUCCACCAUCCCGCCGGACGUUACUGUGAUGGCCGCCUCAUCAUUGACUUCAUCGCGAAGAGCCUUGGAUUACCAUAUCUAAGUGCUUACCUUGAUUCUGUGGGGAGCAACUUUACUCAUGGAGCCAACUUUGCAACUGCAGGAUCAACCAUUAGGCCCCAGAAUACAACACUCCGCCAAAGUGGUUUUAGUCCUAUUUCCUUAGACGUUCAAUGGAAUGAAUUCUAUGAUUUUCACCGUAGAUCCCAAAUUAUCCGUAGCCAAGGUGGAGUUUAUAAAAAAUUGUUGCCAAAGGCUGAAGAUUUCUCCGGUGCUUUGUACACAUUCGAUAUUGGUCAGAAUGAUCUGACCAGCGGUUAUUUCUUAAACAUGAGUACCAGUGAAGUGAAAGCAUAUGUCCCGGACGUGCUCAACCAGUUCAAAAACAUUGUUUCGAAUGUCUAUGGUCAAGGAGGAAGAAACUUUUGGAUUCACAAUACAGGUCCAUUUGGUUGUCUAGCUUAUGUCUUGGAACGCAUUCCAAUCUUAGCAGCCGAGGUGGAUAGGACUGGAUGUGGGUCUCCGUUUAACGAAGUGGCUCGAUAUUUCAAUCGUGGAUUAAAGAAGGUUGUUUUCCAAUUAAGAAAGGAAUUACCCUUGGCUGCAAUAACUUAUGUCGAUGUUUACUCAGUCAAGUACAAACUCAUCAGUCAAGCAAGAAAGCACGGCUUUAAUGAAUCGUUAAGAGCAUGUUGUGGCCAUGGUGGAAAGUAUAAUUACAAUAGGCACCUUGGAUGCGGAGCAAAGAACACUGUGGGUGGCAAAGAAAUAUUACUGGGUAAAUCCUGCAAAGAUCCAUCCGAAUGGAUUAACUGGGAUGGGGUACACUACACAGAAGCAGCUAACAAAUGGGUUCUGGACCAAAUUAUGGACGGUUCCUUUUCCGACCCGCCAAUUCCAUUGAAGAUGGCAUGCCAUAGGCAGCCAGGCCAUUGA
This is a messenger RNA of Dovyalis caffra, 1167 nucleotides long. The record is from the annotation of a GenBank genome assembly. NCBI's taxonomy places the organism in Eukaryota, Viridiplantae, Streptophyta, Magnoliopsida, Malpighiales, Salicaceae.